This is a messenger RNA of Microtus ochrogaster (prairie vole), 6314 nucleotides long. It is a transcript of the gene Ripor1, whose product is annotated as RHO family interacting cell polarization regulator 1. Lineage: Eukaryota; Metazoa; Chordata; Mammalia; Rodentia; Cricetidae. Gene Ontology annotation, cellular component: cytoplasm. The record is from RefSeq and is a predicted model, not a curated record.
UGGAAGAGAAGCUGAGCCAUCUCCCCAGCCCCUUGUACACCUUUCUAUCAUGUCCCACAAGUCUCAGUCUAUCCUUCCAUAAUAAUUCUGGGGUUCAACUCCCUUCACAGGCUCUCCUAAGCCCAAACAAUGUGCCGGCCUACGCCGGAGGAAAGCCCCUAGUCACCCCUUGCAGAGGCCAGGCAGACCGAGGUCGGGUGCCCCCCUAGUCCGGGGGAUCAGUCCCGCCCCAUCCCUGCUGGCUGAGUCAGGAGGCAGGAACUGGGCGGGCGGGAGGCGCCUAGAGCAGCCGAAACCAGGGCCAGAGUCGCUGGCAGAGAGCUUGGAGCCCAGCGGGGCUAGAACCAAAAGCCCCAGGCCAGCGGGACACAGUGGGUGAGCGCGGGUCUGGGACCAUCCGAAACCCACCAUGAACUCCAAGAAGAGAGGGAGCCCCGCGCGGACUCAUUCCAUGAUGUCCCUGUCGGUGCGGCCGCAGCGCCGCCUGCUCAGCGCCCGGGUCAAUAGGAGCCAGUCCUUCGCAGGCGUCCUCGGCAGCCACGAGCGCGGGCCCAGGAACUUCACGGUCUUCAGCCCACCAGGGCCCCCACGGAAGCCUCUAGUGCUCUCCCGAGUAUCGAGGAUGUUUUCCGUAGCCCACCCAGCCCCCAAGGUGCCACAGCCAGAGCGGCUGGACCUGGUGUAUGCCGCCCUUAAGCGGGGAUUGACGGCCUACUUGGAAGUGCAUCAGCAGGAGCAGGAGAAGCUCCAGGGCCAGAUAAAAGAGUCCAAGAGGAAUUCCCGCCUAGGCUUCCUGUAUGACUUGGACAAGCAAGUCAAGUCCAUUGAACGUUUUCUUCGGCGGCUGGAGUUCCAUGCCAGUAAGAUUGACGAGAUGUAUGAAGCAUACUGUGUCCAGCGGCGUCUCCGGGAUGGUGCCUACAACAUGGUCCGUGCCUACAGCACGGGGUCCCCCGGGAGUCGAGAGGCCCGAGAUAGCCUGGCUGAGGCCACUAGAGGGCAUAGAGAGUACACAGAGAGCAUGUGUCUUCUGGAGAACGAGCUAGAGGCACAGCUGGGCGAGUUUCAUCUCCGGAUGAAAGGGCUGGCUGGCUUCGCCAGGCUGUGUGUAGGCGAUCAGUAUGAGAUCUGCAUGAAAUAUGGCCGCCAGCGAUGGAAACUGCGAGGCCGAAUAGAGAGUAGUGGGAAGCAGGUGUGGGACAGUGAAGAGACCGUCUUUCUUCCCCUGCUCACAGAGUUCCUGUCCAUCAAGGUGACAGAACUGAAGGGCCUGGCUAACCACGUCGUUGUGGGCAGUGUCUCCUGUGAGACCAAGGACCUAUUUGCUGCCCUGCCCCAGGUUGUGGCUGUGGACAUCAAUGACCUUGGCACCAUCAAGCUCAGCCUGGAAGUCAUAUGGAGUCCCUUUGACAAGGAUGACCAGCCCUCAGCAGCUUCUACAGUCAACAAAGCUUCCACUGUUACCAAGCGAUUCUCCACGUACAGCCAGAGCCCACCAGACACACCCUCGCUUCGGGAGCAGGCCUUCUAUAACAUGUUACGGCGGCAGGACGAGCUAGAGAAUGGGACGGCAUGGUCCCUGUCAUCUGAAUCUUCAGAUGACUCGUCCAGCCCGCAGCUCUCAGGCACUGCUCGACAUUCAUCAACUCCCAAGCCCCUGGUGCAGCAGCCAGAGCCCCUGCCCAUCCAAGUUGCCUUCCGAAGGCCAGAGCCCCUCACCUCUAGCUCCAUGGAAGAAGAGCCAGCUGUGGCCCCCGCCCUGGUCAAUGGGCAUGCCCCUUACAGCCGGACUCUCAGCCACAUCAGUGAGGCCAGUGUGGAUGCUGCCCUGACUGAGGCUGUGGAAGCAGUGGGCCCAGAAAGCCCAGUCCCGGGACCUAGCCCACUUGUAUACCCAGAUUCCACCCAUGUGGAACAUUUCAAUAGUGUUCCUCCUGUCCCAGACACUCACCAUUCUGCCACAAGACCCACCCCAAGUACAACUGACCCUGCCCCCACAUGGACAGACUCUGCCUCAUCCACACCGCUGGACUCAGUUCACAAGGCCACAAACUCUGACCCUUCGGAGUGUCCGAGCCUCACACAUACAAGCUCUACCUGCAGUGCUGUAAGCGCUGCCCACAGUGUUCCAAGCCCAACUUCCACUACUGUAGAUUCUACCCACAAACCCAUGCCCGCUGCCCUCGCCACUACAGGCUCUAGCCCCAGUGUUCCAGACCCAAUCCAGGCUAGCACAAGCCCUCCUGACAGCACCCCGAGCCCCACCCACACUGCUGCCAGCCCUACACAUAGCACCCCGAGCCCCACCCACACCACUAUAAGUCCUCCUUGCACUACUCCAAGCCCCACCAAUGCCACUCUGAGCCCCAGUCACAGGACCACUAGCCCUACUCGAAAAACUGGAGUGUCAACUCAUACCACUACAAGUCACACCACCAGUGCUGUGGACCCAGUCCAGAUCUCUACAAGCCCCAUUUCCACAACAGAAAGCCCUACCCCUUCUAUAGACCUUGCUGUAAGCUCCAGCUCCUCCCCCUCCUCCGCAGACCCCGCACUCCCAGGCACUGAACCUCUGCCUUGUAGCCACCCAGCCACCACUCCCUACACUAAAACAGAUGACCCCACAGUAUCCUGCACCUCUUACCAGAGUCUUGCUUGUUCUGGUUCAAAGUCCCACAUAAGCCCUGCCCCGAAUUCCCCAGAACAAAUUCCUAAGAGCCCAAGUUCCUCUCCCUCAUCCGCGGCCCCUGCACCCCAAUAUCCAGAACUUAGCCAGGCCACAGCUGCCCAAGCCCCAGUUCCUGAAGCAACCGAAGGAGCUGGGGACAAAAGGCUUGAAGAGGCCCUGGGGACCCUAAUGGCUGCCUUGGAUGAUUAUCGUGGUCAGUUCCCUGAGCUGCAGGGCUUGGAGCAGGAGGUGACUCGCCUGGAGAGUCUGCUCAUGCAGAGACAAGGCCUGACCCGAAGCAGGGCCUCCAGUCUUAGCAUCACUGUGGAACAUGCCCUGGAGAGCUUCAGCUUCCUCAAUGAUGAUGAAGAUGAAGACAACGACGGUCCUGGGGCCAGGCCCACAAGCAGCCCAGAGGCUGUGGCAGAGGACAGAUUAGACUCAUCAAAUGCCCAGUCCCUAAGCACUGGGUGUCCAGCCCUGGAUGCCACCUUGGUCCAGCACCUGUACCACUGCAGCCGCCUCCUGCUGAAACUGGGCACAUUUGGGCCCCUGCGCUGCCAGGAGGCAUGGGCCCUAGAGCGGCUGCUGAGGGAGGCACGCGUGCUCGAGGAAGUGUGUGAGCACAGCAAGCUAUGGGGGACUGCUGCCACCUCUGCCCAGGAAGUGGUGCAGUUCUCAGCCUCUCGGUCCGGCUUCCUGACCUUUUGGGACCAAUGUACAGAGGGACUCAGCCCCUUCAUCUGCCCCGUGGAGCAGGUGCUCCUCACUUUCUGCAGCCAGUACGGUGCCCGUCUUUCCCUGCGCCAGCCAGGCUUAGCCGAGGCUGUGUGUGUGAAGUUCCUGGAAGACGCCCUGGGGCGGAAGCUGCCUAGGAGGCCCCAACCAGGCCCCGGGGAACAGUUCACCAUUUUCCAAUUCUGGAGUUAUGUAGAAGCCUUGGACAGCCCCUCCAUGGAUGCCUAUGUGACAGAGACUGCAGAGGAAGUGUUACUGGUACAGAAUCUGAACUCUGAUGACCAGGCUGUUGUGCUGAAAGCUCUGAGGUUAGCACCUGAGGGGCGCCUGCGAAGGGAUGGGCUUCGGGCUCUUAGCUCCCUGCUGGUCCACGGCAAUAACAAAGUCAUGGCUGCGGUCAGCACCCAACUUCGGAGCCUCUCACUUGGUCCUGUCUUCCGGGAAAGGGCUCUUUUGUGCUUCCUGGACCAACUUGAGGAUGAGGAUGUACAAACUCGAGUGGCUGGAUGCCUGGCUUUGGGCUGUAUCAAGGCUCCUGAGGGUAUUGAGCCCCUGGUGUACUUGUGCCAGACAGACACGGAAGCUGUGAGAGAAGCUGCCCGGCAGAGCCUACAGCAGUGUGGGGAAGAAGGACAGUCUGCUCAUCGGCGGCUAGAAGAGUCCCUGGAUGCUCUGCCUCGCAUCUUUGGGCCCAGCAGCAUGGCCAGCACAGCAUUCUGAACUCUAAUCACCGGCUCCCAGUGUUCCUUCCCCCAUUUUCAGGGCUCACCAGGCACUGGCAGGGAGGGUGAGGGCUGGUUCCAGACACCUCUCCCCACAAAUCCCUAUGAAUGAAAAUCUAAUAUAUUCUUUUGUUCCCCUGGGGUUGGUAGAGUGCCUGAAUGAAGUGCCUCCCAGCCUUGGUUCUGCAUAGCCUUUGCCACAGUGUCAGGGGCUUGGCCAUAUCUUGCUCUGCCUCACUACAUCCCUUGGUUUUGUAUUUUAUUUACAGAGUUUUACAGAAAAUAAAAAAGCAAAAUGUGUUUCCUACAUGGCUUGCUGCACUUCUGAACCUCUGCUCCAACACCUUCUGGUGUGUUCUUCCUGGCACUGCUGUGCCACACUUCAGCUGUGACAACAUCGCGUGCAUUUGCCCUGGAAAUCCUGGUGGAAGAAAGCCCACAGUCCAGGGUUGUGCUUGGAGAAGAGCCACAGAAGGGAAGGGAGCUCUGCUCUGCUCAUCAGGCUGAACCUGCAUCUGGGCCUGGGAACUACAGGCCCUGAGUGGAUCCAAGCAGCUGGCCCAGAGAAGGCCCAAACUGCAUAUUCUAGACUAACUGUGGCUAGUGGGCAAAGAGAAAGAAAAGCUAGCAUGGCGUGCCUGAGCUGUUGCCACCAGGGGGCAGCAGAACUGCAUCAGGGGGUGGUAGCUUCUGCAUGGGCCCCUCUGGCGAGGCAGCCUCCUAUGGUGGAGCUUCAGGAGCAACUUUCGGCUGUGGGGGGAAGCGGGAAUCCUUGCUUAGGGGAGGAGUUUGAGCCUGGGAGACAGGAGACCCGGAUGGCUGCCCCAUGAACCAAGACAGCAAGAUCCUUCCCUCCCUGAGGCACCUCUUUCCCGGCAAUAACAAACUGUGAACUCUGUGGCCCCCAACAGUCAGCAGACCUGUGUUGAGGAAGUAGGACUCCCAAGGGAGGGCCUCCCUGCCUCCAGCACAUAAGUUUGUUGUUAACCUAGGUUAGGAGACCUUUGGGACCCGCUCUAAGGGUGGGACGGGAUUUCAGGAGGAAGGCAGGCCUUUGCUAAGAAGGUCCCGAGGGCUUUCCACACCCAUGGCUAGAGAAAUGGACCCUCCAUCCUCCUACCAGGAUUUCUGUUAUCUAGAGAAACUGGACAUCCAUAAGGUCUCCCCAGCUUGAGCCCCCUGGUGUCCCAGUACCUGUGGUGAUAUGGCCCAGUAGUCUGACACUGUGCACAAAGCUGUCAUGGGGAGAGGGGGGAGCACUCAGGAAGAGCCAACAGUUUCCUAGGUGGGGGUGGGGUGACCCAGAUCCCUGGGGAGCCUUACCCCAGUGUUUUAGAACUGCCUAUGAAGAGGUUUUUGGCUGGGCCUUCAGCACCUGCUGUGGAGGUCAUGCUGAGCAAAAGAAACGGCAACAGGAAACACCUGUGAGUGGAUACUGGCAGUUUGAGAUAGUCUGGUGGGGGUGGGGUAAGGCGCACACAGACAGCCCUUAUACACUGGCAUGGCUGGGCAGGAUAGGGCAGUUCAGCUUUUUGGUUGGUCAGCUGGGGUAAAAUGGAGUAGAUAAAACAAUCAGGUGACAGACCACACCACCGCCUAUAACCGGUCACAGUUUGGAGGCAGUCCCAGAACCACCAGUAGACUCCCUGUGGGUAGGAUUGUUGUAAGUGGUGGGGAGAGAGUGGAGUUGAACCUUGACUAAGCAGGGAGGAAAGAGAAGGCAGUGACUGGGUCAGGACACCUCAGAGCACAAACCACGGACAGUGCCCAACAAGAAAUACAGGGUGGGAAGAUGUCAUUCCAGUCCGUCACUGACUAUCCAUCCCUGUUCUCCAAAACAGAAGGAACAAGACCCCUCUGUCUUCUACAAGGAGGGUACUAGGGCCAGAGCCUAGGCGUCUGUCCUAGCUGAGGAAGAGUGAGGGCAGAGUGGAGAGGAGCUAGAAACAGAGCACAGCCUGGUGAAGGACUACCAAGGUCAGGAAAGGACCCUCAGGCCUUGGCCCUUCAAGACUUCUGGGCUUGAAGCAGUGUGGAUCAACCACACAACAACCACUUUCCCUCUCCUCUCAAUUCACAGCCUGACUCAAGUCAGGCUAGCUUGGUCUCCUAGCCUGACAGUAGGUCUCCUUCUGUCAACAGUGGGAGGCACACAUGGGGCACCGCUUUUACUUCCUACCCUGCUG